This is a messenger RNA of Melozone crissalis (California towhee), 1059 nucleotides long. RefSeq names its product Wnt family member 3A (gene WNT3A). The record is from RefSeq and is a predicted model, not a curated record. Gene Ontology annotation, cellular component: extracellular region. The transcript has 4 exons. Gene Ontology annotation, molecular function: frizzled binding; cytokine activity. Gene Ontology annotation, biological process: canonical Wnt signaling pathway; neuron differentiation; cell fate commitment. The coding region runs from base 1 to 1059 and encodes 352 amino acids. Lineage: Eukaryota; Metazoa; Chordata; Aves; Passeriformes; Passerellidae.
AUGGCCUCUUUUGGAUAUUUCCUGUUUCUUUGUGGGUUGAGUCAGGCUCUGUCAAGUUACCCAAUCUGGUGGUCCCUGGCCAUUGGUCACCAGUACUCGUCCCUGGGGACCCAGCCCAUCCUGUGUGGGAGCAUCCCGGGGCUGGUGCCCAAGCAGCUCCGCUUCUGCAGGAACUACGUGGAGAUCAUGCCCAGCGUGGCAGAGGGGGUGAAGAUUGGCAUCCAGGAGUGCCAGCACCAGUUCCGAGGGAGGAGGUGGAACUGCACCACUGUCAACGACAGCUUGGCCAUCUUUGGGCCCGUGCUGGAUAAAGCCACCAGGGAAUCAGCCUUCGUCCACGCCAUCGCCUCCGCCGGGGUGGCAUUCGCUGUCACCAGGUCCUGUGCCGAGGGCUCGGCCACCAUCUGCGGGUGUGACACGCGCCACAAGGGCUCUCCUGGCGAGGGCUGGAAGUGGGGAGGCUGCAGUGAGGACGUGGAGUUCGGCAGCAUGGUGUCCCGGGAGUUCGCGGACGCGCGGGAGAACCGGCCCGACGCGCGCUCGGCCAUGAACCGGCACAACAACGAGGCUGGAAGGACGUCCAUCAUUGAGCUGAUGCACCUCAAGUGCAAGUGCCACGGGCUCUCGGGCAGCUGUGAGGUGAAGACCUGCUGGUGGUCCCAGCCCGACUUCAGGGUCAUCGGCGACUACCUCAAGGACAAGUACGACAGCGCGUCCGAGAUGGUGGUGGAGAAACACCGGGAAUCCCGCGGCUGGGUGGAGACCCUGCGGCCCAAAUACAACUUCUUCAAGGCCCCCACUGAGAAGGACCUGGUCUACUACGAGAACUCGCCAAACUUUUGCGAGCCCAACCCCGAGACAGGCUCCUUCGGGACCCGCGACAGGAUCUGCAACGUCACCUCCCACGGCAUCGACGGCUGUGACCUUCUGUGCUGCGGCCGCGGGCACAACACGAGGACUGAGAAAAGGAAAGAGAAGUGUCACUGUAUCUUCCACUGGUGCUGCUACGUCCGCUGCCAGGAGUGCAUACGAGUCUACGACGUCCACACGUGCAAAUAA